Phycomyces blakesleeanus NRRL 1555(-) is the source of this 1467-nucleotide messenger RNA. RefSeq lists its product as hypothetical. The transcript has 4 exons. The coding region runs from base 1 to 1467 and encodes 488 amino acids. Gene Ontology annotation, biological process: endocytosis; eisosome assembly; negative regulation of protein kinase activity. Gene Ontology annotation, molecular function: lipid binding. NCBI's taxonomy places the organism in Eukaryota, Fungi, Mucoromycota, Mucoromycetes, Mucorales, Phycomycetaceae. The record is from RefSeq and is a predicted model, not a curated record. Gene Ontology annotation, cellular component: plasma membrane; eisosome filament.
AUGAAUUUCACAAAGGGACUACAGACUUCUUGGGACAAGAUUACCCACGAUGUCAAGUCUCAAAUAGCUCGUAGUAAUCCCCUUCAACAUCCCGACACAAAGACCCUGUCAAUGUGGAUUUAUGAAGAACGCGACACUCUGGCAUCAAUCAAGGCAACUGCUUAUCAUCAUGCCGAAGCCAACAAAGGAUUAGCUGAAUGGCUCAAGAGUGAACAGGAGAAGUACCCUCGUGAAGAUGUUCGAGAUCUCGAGGAUCUGGGUAGUAAAUUGGUCAUUCUCUUGGAGAAACAGACCGAGGUUGAAGAAUACUAUGCAAGCAAAUCAAAAUAUCAACAGUAUCGUCAGGUCAUAAAGUCUAUCAGAAAACGAGAGGAACAACUGACCGAACUCCACGAAAAGAAACUAUCGCUGGAGUCAAGAAUGAACCAGAUUGCCAAAACCAACCCCGGUUCUCCAAAGGUAACCGAAAUGCAGACCGAACUGGGUAAUCUCGAAAAGGAGUACGAGCUGUCCAAGGUGGGACUACAGGACUUCAAGCGGUUUGGGUUACGGGAGGCGUUCUAUUUGCGGUUCAAUGCGAUGAACGAAUACGCUGAAAAGACGGCGAUGUUGGCUGGUUAUGGAAAGUACCUCGUGGAUCUUCUUGAUGUGGAGCCUACGCCGGUCGGACAAGAGCACCGUCGGGAGUACGUUUGUCAAGAUCAGGCAGGAACGAUCCUGUCCGACGCACUGAGGACACUCGACAAGUGGAACCCGCCAAAGGGCGACGAGAGAUUCACACUGGCAAACGAAGGCCUCGAGAGUACUUUUAGGUUUGGGUUUGAGGAAGAUGCGUCGAUGUUGACAGAUGAGGAUAUUGAGCGACAUCAAGAUGUUGUUGUUCCUUCACUCUUGGUCAAUGGCACUAAUUCUUCUACUGCUACAACUAUUAGUGGUAAUAAUGAUAGUAAUAAGAAUACUACUGGCGUUGAUUUGGCCAGUAUCAAGAAACAUACCCAAGAUGAUCAGUUUAUGGGUACCUGGGCUUUGGAUGAAAAAUCCGGACAAACGAAACCGUUAGAUACGACUCCUGCUGCUGCUGCUGCUGCUGCUGCUGCUACUACUGUUAGUGGUGCUUCUGGUGGGGUAAUAAACCAAAUGAAUGAGACAGCCGGCCGUCCAAUUGUAUUCGAGGACGAUUAUCACACAGCCCGCUAUGACCAGCUGUAUGAAAAGAUGGUACAACAUGAAAACAAUUCGAGCGUACCUCGCCCCUAUUCCGAAUUCAAGGACCAGUUUGGAUGUUUCCAGGGCUCAGCCAAUCCUUUUAGCUUGCCUAGUAUUAAAAGUGAUUCAGUUGCCAAAAUAGUGUGUCCUCCGGGUCUGGAAGAAAAUGAGCAGUACAAAUUGUAUUAUGGCGCACCACCUGUCGAGAAGUUCCAGCAUUCUUAUGGAGAACAGAAUGUGUGGGCCAGUGAAGACAAAUGA